AACCGCACGGUGUCUUUGAUCAUAGCCAGUGUGUCAUGCUCGUGCUAGAGAACUUAACAUCGACGCCGGUGUCCAUUACAAGAUGGAGGCGUUGCACGCCAAGCCAUGCCUUGCUUCACUUCUUCCCACUCGACCUCUCUCCAUCUCCUUCUUACUAAAGGCAUGAAUGCCCAAUUACCGAAUCCCCGUUAAUCAAAGCCGCCAUCGCGUAGCAGCUCUCGCGCUCUUUCGGGCGCUUCUGACGCAAUGUCGUGCACUGCCGUCCACCACUUCAAGCGAACGUUCGCAGCUGCAGAAUGUCGUCCGCAACCGUUUCAAGGAGGCCCGCCGUGAGCAGAGCGGCCGCAGGCUUCGGCUACUCUUCGAAGCCGGCUAUGAAGCUGUCGACCACCUGGAUGCCGCCGUCUUAGCGGGCUCGGAGGGAAGCAAGGCUUACAUUCUGGAUUUGCUGGCGAGGGCGCCGGAGAAGGCAAAGCAGACGCCGUCGGUUACCGUUAGCGACGAAGUGUUAAGACAGUUCAACAAGCAGCUCAGCGCCCGCCCAGGACAAGAUACAACAGGGAAGCAGUCAAUGCUCAACCGUCCGUUGCGAUUGGACAAGCUGUCGGGCAAGAGGCACGUACCGGUCUUGUUCAACGCCCAAGGCAUUCCCGUCUUGCGCUUUAAGAAGCCUCAGCCAGAGUCAUUGUCGGGCUACAUCAACCAUCGUCUGCAAGUGAGGCACAAACGGCACGCUUUGCGGCACAUGCUCGAUGAUGCGCUGGAGAUGGCGAGGGCGGAGGAUGGGUGGGAUGAUCUGAUGCGUGUGUACGUCACUAAAGCUGGAGAGACAUCAAGAGGGGAACCAAGCUGGGUGCGUGAGUUGUAUCAAGCGAGGAAAGAGGUCAACGAGAGGUUGGAUGCGGAGAGGAGGAAGAACCAGAUGAUGGCGGAGAAGAUGCAGGCUAUUGUUGAUGGGGAGAGGCAGAUGGCUGAGAAGGAGAGGAGUAGGUGAGCUGCACCUCGCAAAGCCCGGAGAUUCAGUCUCGCACAUGCGAUGCGUAAUCGACAAGACUUGGACAGAAGGGUGAACAGAGUGUUAGUGGGAGUCGCAGCCGACCGCAGUGGCUUCCGGCUGAAGUAUACAUACUCAUAACGAGGCGCAUGCAAAGCUUGGCGGCCACUUGAUGCUACUCGUAGUAAGCCUGCCUCAAUCGUCGCACUUCAGCCGAGCUUAUCGAUCGCUACUGCUUGCCCUGAAAGCUCCCAACGCCCACCACCACUGCGUUGGA
Molecule: messenger RNA, 1271 nt
Organism: Baudoinia panamericana UAMH 10762
Lineage: Eukaryota; Fungi; Ascomycota; Dothideomycetes; Mycosphaerellales; Teratosphaeriaceae
Exons: 1
Coding region: 167-994 (275 amino acids)
Source: RefSeq, a predicted model, not a curated record